Molecule: messenger RNA, 291 nt
Organism: Dichomitus squalens LYAD-421 SS1
Lineage: Eukaryota; Fungi; Basidiomycota; Agaricomycetes; Polyporales; Polyporaceae
Exons: 2
Coding region: 1-291 (96 amino acids)
Biological process (GO): iron-sulfur cluster assembly
Cellular component (GO): mitochondrion; L-cysteine desulfurase complex
Source: RefSeq, a predicted model, not a curated record
AUGGCUACCGCUCCAACAAAGCAAUCAAUAUUGCAUCUCUACCACUCUAUGCUGAAGACCUCGCAGUCCUUCAGCUCGUAUAACUUCAGGACUUACUUCGUUCGCCGCACGAAGAGCACGUUCCGAGAGAUCCAGAACGAGACCGAUCCUGCCAAGCUGUCUGCUUUCUACAGCGAGAAGGCGAAGGAGCUAGCGGUGCUCAAGCGUAGUGCGAUUGUGAACCAGCUAUAUGGCGGAUGGCGGUUAGUGGUUGAAGAGCAGAAGCCAGAGAGGGAGCGGGGAGAUACAUGA